Perognathus longimembris pacificus (Pacific pocket mouse) is the source of this 3476-nucleotide messenger RNA. It is a transcript of the gene Akap10, whose product is annotated as A-kinase anchoring protein 10. Gene Ontology annotation, biological process: intracellular protein localization. The coding region runs from base 173 to 2158 and encodes 661 amino acids. Lineage: Eukaryota; Metazoa; Chordata; Mammalia; Rodentia; Heteromyidae. The record is from RefSeq and is a predicted model, not a curated record. Gene Ontology annotation, molecular function: protein kinase A binding. The transcript is spliced from 15 exons. Gene Ontology annotation, cellular component: plasma membrane.
GCGCGGGGAAGGACCGGAACUCCGGACGGACGGCUUGUUGAUAAUAUGGCGGCAGGAGCUGCCUGGCCAUCCCGAGGAGGCGGUGGUGCCCACACCCGGAAGAAGGGUCUCUUUUCCGGCUAGUGCCUGGUGCCUGGCGCCUGCCGGCCCGGAAGUCCGGGCCAGUUGCUGAAUGAGGGGAGCCGGACCUUCUCCGCGACAGUCCCCCCACGCCCUCCGCCCCGACCGGGGCCCCGCCAUGUCCUUCUUCCGGCGGAAAGUGAAAGGCAAAGAACAAGAGAAGACCUCAGAUGUCACAUCCACUAAAGCUUCAAUAUCUGUACAUUCCCCACAAAAAAGCACUAAAAAUCAUGCCUUGCUGGAGGCUGCAGGACCAAGUCAUGUCGCAAUCAAUGCCAUUUCUGCCAACAUGGACUCCUUUUCAAGUAGCAGGACAGCAACCCUUAAGAAGCAGCCAAGUCAUAUGGAGGCUGCUCAUUUUGGGGACCUGGGCAGAUCUUGUCUGGACUACCAGACUCAAGAGACCAAAUCAAGUCUUUCAAAAACCCUUGAACAAGUCUUGCAUGACACUGUUGUCCUCCCAUAUUUCAUUCAAUUCAUGGAACUUCGGAGAAUGGAGCAUUUGGUUAAAUUUUGGCUGGAAGCUGAAAGUUUUCACUCUACAACUUGGUCCAGAAUAAGAGCACACAGUCUGAACACAGUGAAGCAGAGUUCACUGGCUGAGCCUGUCUCUCCAUCUAAAAAGCACCAAACUACAGCAUCUCUUAUAACUGAAUCUCUUGACAAGAGGUUGGAGGAUUCUUACUCUACCCAAUUGCUUAUGACUCAAUCAGAAGGAAUUGACCUAAAUAAUAGAACUAACAACACUCAGAAUCACUUACUGCUUUCCCAGGAAUGUGAUAGUGCCCAUUCUCUCCUUGAAAUGGCCAGAGCAGGAGCUCAUCAAGUUUCCCUGGAUACCCAAGAAUCCGCUUCCAAACUUACAGUAGCCAGUAGAAAUAUUCCCUCUUCUCCACUGAAAGAAUUAUCAGGAAAACUAAUGAAAAGUAUAGAACAAGAUGCAGUGAAUACUUUUACCAAAUAUAUAUCUCCAGAUGCUGCUAAACCAAUUCCAAUUACUGAAGCAAUGAGAAAUGACAUUAUAGCAAAAAUUUGUGGAGAAGAUGGACAGGUAGAUCCCAACUGUUUCGUUCUGGCACAGGCCAUAGUCUUUAGUGCAAUGGAGCAAGAGCACUUUAGUGAGUUUCUGCGAAGUCACCAUUUCUGUAAAUACCAGAUUGAAGUGCUGACCAGUGGAACUGUUUACCUGGCUGACAUUCUCUUCUGUGAGUCAGCCCUCUUUUAUUUCUCUGAGUAUAUGGAAAAAGAAGAUGCAGUGAAUAUCUUACAAUUCUGGUUGGCAGCAGAUAACUUCCAAUCUCAGCUUGCUGCCAAAAAGGGCCAGUAUGACGGACAGGAGGCACAGAACGAUGCCAUGAUUUUGUAUGACAAGUACUUCUCCCUCCAAGCCACACAUCCUCUUGGAUUUGAUGAUGUUGUACGAUUAGAAAUUGAGUCCAAUAUCUGCAGGGAAGGUGGGCCACUCCCUAACUGCUUCACAACACCAUUACGUCAGGCCUGGACAACCAUGGAGAAGGUCUUUCUGCCUGGAUUUUUGUCCAGCAAUCUUUAUUAUAAGUAUUUAAAUGACCUCAUCCAUUCCGUUCGAGGAGAUGAAUUUCCCGGAGGGAAUGUUUCACUAGCUUCCCAUAGCUCUGUAAGCCUUCCAGAUGAGUCUCAUUCAGGAGGUUCUGACAGCUCCACCUCUCAGUCCAAUGUGAAAAAAGCCAGUAUUAAAAUUCUGAAAAAUUUUGACGAAGCAAUAAUUGUGGAUGCUGCAAGUCUGGAUCCAGAAUCUUUAUACCAACGGACAUAUGCAGGGAAGAUGACAUUUGGAAGAGUCAGUGACUUGGGGCAGUUCAUCCGAGAAUCUGAGCCUGAACCUGAUGUAAAGAAAUCAAAAGGCUCCAUGUUCUCACAAGCUAUGAAGAAGUGGGUUCAAGGAAAUACUGAUGAGGCCCAAGAAGAGCUAGCUUGGAAGAUUGCUAAAAUGAUAGUCAGUGACGUUAUGCAGCAGGCACACUAUGAUCAACCAAUAGAGAAGUCUACAAAGCUAUGACUCAAGCCCAGACAUAAGGAAAGCUGCUUCUGAAAAAUGAGAGAACUUCCUUCUUUGAUUGGAAUCUUCAACACAGCCAAUGAAAACAGAGCACUGUAUUUCUGUUCACUGGUAGAUCACUGUUGUUUCCAUGAAAGAAUAGGAGACAAUCCUAGAUUUCCACCAUGAUACAGAAUAUCAUAUAGACAAAUGAUGCACAUGAUAUUCACACAGUAAGUCACAAAAAUACAAAGUGGUAUUGUUGACAUUAUUAGAAAUUUAAUAGUUUUCCAGUGGCCAGUAGUCCACUUAGGUAGAGGUACCCGCUGGGACAGGGACCACAUCUUGUAAGAGGCAGAUAACCACAGAGCUGGUAUUUGAUGCACAUUCUUGUAGCAGGAAUCCUUUCCUGACAGCAGCAUAAAAUACGUGCCAGAGGUGCUUUGCUUUGUUCUCCUAAAAUAACCAUUUCACUUCUUCCCACCAAGAGCCAGGCAGCUCCAAGUGGCAGUAUGGGGCCUGCAGCUUGGGAAAAGGUAAGGAUUUCUUAUGUAAUCUGCUGCACAGAGGCACAUUUUUAGAAGGAAACUGACAAAGUCACAACUCAAGCCUCAGUGAUGCCAUCUUUCUCUUUGGUGGCAAUAUGCAGUGUUCACAUUAUACUUGCUUCUGAGAGGCAGUAUCCUUACAACCAGUCUCUCCCCUGCUAACAAAAGGGCAAAUUUAGUUUGAGCUUUAGGACUUGUUCCUCUGGAAUUCUGCACUCCAGUUGCUAGGAAAUGCAAUGAUCACUCCAGUUUUUCCUUGAACAAAAUGGUUUUUUCCAGAUUAUAAUUAAAAAAAUAAUAAGAUAGGGAGAGAGGCCCUCAUCUUUGUUUGACUGGCUUCUCCUUCUUUGCUAUGAGUGGGAGGUAUGCAGUCGGUCAUUUUCCUUUCUGUCUUCAGGACAGUGUGGGACACUUUCUCUACUGCUCAGUUGACUUUGCUUCAAGACUGCACAGCCAUGGUCAGGGCCUUCCAUUUGGCAAGCACAGUCUUCUCUUAGGUGUUACUGCUUUUGCUCAGAUUUUACAAAAAUAAAAAUGAAUAUAUAUGUAUAUAAUUAUUAAUCACCUCUGUCCUUGAGAAAGUCUUGAAUGAAUAGAGAAUUUAUUCCAUUGCAAUAUUGAUUGUAUACAGACACACCGUUUUAUCAACAGAAGAAACAAAAAGGCUGUGUGUAAGUUUUUGGUACUAUGUACCACCUCUGUUAUUCUUCUAAAGUUGAAGUAUUCAUGUACUUAAACAAUAUUCUAUUUAAUUGUGUUUGAUUUUAAAUAUAUAAAUAUGAAUUAUAUUU